AUGGAUACUUCUGAUACAAGCUGCGCAGGUGUAUUUCAAAAUUUAGACAACAAUAGUCUCAGUAUACAAGUGUUUAACAAUCAAAUAAUCGUCUACAAUAUUUUGGAAAAUGUAAGAGGAGAUAUAAACGACCGAUUGAAGUUGCGUUUAGUCAACAAAUCAUUCAAUUUGGCAACCAUUCACGCUAUUCGAAAAGAGCACCGAACAGUUGAAUUUCACAAGACUACACGUUGUAAUGAUCGUAGAAGAUUAGACCCUAGAGACCCUAGAAAUAAUAGAACUGAGCCAUGUCAAAAUUGUUCGGUCUACUUAAAUUCGGAAAAGCUCAAUGCGAAAAAUUUAUUUAGCUAUGCUUGGUUCUUGAAACAAACAAUGAGGAUCAUGGUAGUUAAAAUAAUAAUCGGAGACUCCGGAUCAUAUUGUUUUAAUGUUCAUAAUGUUGUUCAAGAAGCAUUGGUAGAUCCCGAUUUUGAAAAAGUGGAAGAAUUCGUUGGUGCUGAUAAUUUGAAUUGUUUUGGAUGUGAAGUAUGUGAAGAUAUAGCUUUAAAUUGCAAAGUAUAUGGACCAGUUCAAAUUAAUAGUUUUCGACCUAUAAUGAGACAGAAGCAUCAUUUUGAUGUUUUACAGAUCAAAGACAGUUGUCUCUACUUAUUGUGGGACGAAAAAAAAGAGAAUCCGGCAAUAGUUACCGACGUUAUCAAUUCAAAUAUCACUUGAUCAAAAUUGACCAUUUUUCUCACAUCUGUAUUCGAGAAAGACGAUUGGGGAUAUGCUCUACCACGAAAGUUCCUGGAUUUGAUAAUAACAAAAUGGAACGUGAGGACUGUUGAAAUUGCUUUCAAACAUGUAAAGGUCCAUUUCCUCGUUUUAACGCGGAUGAUAUUGUUCCCAAAGCCAAGUUCUAUGUGGAUUAUUGGACACAGCCACGUUCCAAAUAUACAUUGGAUGAAGUAGAAGUUGAUUUACAACUCACAAAAGUAUUCGAAGUACAAAUCGAGAGGAAGAAGUCACAUGUUGCCACCAAUUUCAUUGCAAAUACUUGCAGGAUUUUUCCCAGCAAAAAGAUCAGUGUGAAACUCUCAAAGGACAUUUGUCAACUGCUAAUCGAUCCAGAAAACAUUGAGGACUUCAUAUCGGAAAUCAAAUUGAUGCUUCAAAAGGAUUCUCAACCUAAUUCGCAGAUUUCUUUGAAAUUAUAUCAGUAG
This is a messenger RNA of Caenorhabditis elegans, 1205 nucleotides long. NCBI's taxonomy places the organism in Eukaryota, Metazoa, Nematoda, Chromadorea, Rhabditida, Rhabditidae. The record is from the annotation of a RefSeq genome assembly.